AUGGCGGAUGGGUCUUCUCCAACGUCUUCUUCGGUGCCUCUAUGUAUAUCAGAUCAGCACCGCAUCUAUCUCAGAUCUGUCGGAUCUCCGAUGAUCUCGAUCGAGUUUUCAGAAAACAUGGAUGCAACCGGCGUUGAUGUCAGAUUCCGGCGAACUCUUUGGGGUUUCGGCUGUCGGAAUCUAAGCUAUAAUCAGUUGAGGAAUCACAUAAUUAGAAUGUUUAUUCUGUGCUGUGUUUGUUAUUGCAGCUGGUCCCAACUCUUGGAAAAACUUGCUCUUCCAAAUAUCAAGUGGAUAUGCCCAACUGCUCCUACUUGCCCAGUGGCUAUACUUGGUGGAUUCCCUCGCACUGCAUGGUUUGAUGUUAGAGAACUUUCAGAAGAUAGUCCUGAUGAUUUCGAAGGUUUAGAAGCUUCAGUAGCGCAUAUUGCAAACUUGUUGUCAACAGAGCCUGCUGAUAUUAAACUUGGUAUCGGGGGUUUUAGUAUGGGUGUUGCAACUGCCCUUUACUCUGCAACUUGUUUUGCCCAGGGAAAAUAUGGAAAUGGGAUCGAUUACCCUGUUAACUUGAGGGCUAUUGUUGGUCUAAGUGGUUGGCUUCCUGAUUCAAGGUCGUUGAGGAACAAGAUAGAAGGAUCACAGGAGGCUGCAAGGCGUGCUGCAUCUUUGCCCAUUUUGCUCUGUCACGAAAUCUGUAUGUACAUUACAUUUUGGACUCCCUUUUUUUUAAAAAAAAGUUUUCUUGGGAAUGAUAAAGUUCUUUUCUCACAUGUUGUUCGACUUCAUGCAUAUAGCUUCAAACUAGUGCGAACUAGCAAACUGUUGCUCUUAAAAUUUAAGUCUUCAAUUUGCUAUUUUUUUGGUAUUGGGACAUCUACUGUAAUUACCAGCUUGUUGUUCCUAUUCACUGAUAAUUCAUAG
Molecule: messenger RNA, 921 nt
Organism: Camellia sinensis
Lineage: Eukaryota; Viridiplantae; Streptophyta; Magnoliopsida; Ericales; Theaceae
Source: RefSeq, a predicted model, not a curated record